Cladocopium goreaui is the source of this 2721-nucleotide messenger RNA. The record is from the annotation of a GenBank genome assembly. NCBI's taxonomy places the organism in Eukaryota, Dinophyceae, Suessiales, Symbiodiniaceae.
GACGGUUCUUCAAAGAAGGAAACAAAGAAAAAAGCGAAGCGAAGACUCAGCUUUGCGUCCGAGGAUGAGCAGGUUGAAAUCAAAGCUGAGAACCCUCCAGGAGACAAGAAAACCAAGGAGACUUCGGCUAUGUCGGAAGAUGAGGCUGAGAGGCUCGUCAAAGAGAUGAUGAAAGGGUCCGGAAGCAAGGCAGCGGAUGCAGAAGACAGUGAUUCGGCAUCAGAAAAAGGCGACGAGAACAGCAGCGAGUCAGAAUCAGAGGAGGAGGACAAGAGCGAGGAAGCUGAGGAAUCUGAUGAUGAAAAGGAAUCCAGUUCUGAUGACAAGUCAGGUUCAGAUGCAGAGACUCUGAAGCCAGACGAAAGCAGCUCAGAGGAACAGGAGCCUGAGGAAAGCGAUGUAGAUUCCGAUGAAGAAACAGUUAAAGCAAAGGAAAAGCCACAGGUCGUCAGCAAGAAGCCAGAGAAGGCAGUUGGCACGAGGAAGAAGGUGGCCAGUGACUCUGAGGCCAGCGAUAGCGAGGUUUCUGAGGAGGAGCCCGAAGUUACCAAGAAGGCAGUCAAGAAGGAGAACCAGAAGAUCAGCAAGAAAGACAAGCAUGGGAAAAAGGAGGAUGAAAAGAGCAAUCCAAAGAAAAAGGAUGCCAGUGAGAAGAACAACAAGGCAGUGACCAAAUGUGAGACAAGCAGCAAGGAAAAGAAACGAGGAAGGGAGGAGGAUGGCAAGAAGGCAAAGAAUGUGGAGACCAAGCGUUCAAAGGACAAGCAGGGCAAGAAAGAACCAGAGAGCAAGUUGGAAGUUGCUGAGGCCAAGCUGGGAAAGAGUGCCACUACACCGUCUUCGUCAACUACAACCUCACCUACUUCGGCAACAGCAUCGGCAGAUAGCAGCAGCGAUGACAAGAUCAAUUCGAGCACUCACCACAAAGAGUAUCUUCGAUACCGACGGUGGAUCCGAAAUGGCAAAAGGUUUCCUACAGUCCUUGGAAGUAGACUCACUUCCGAAGAUGGACGUGCCAAGUUGUUCGUGGACUGGGUGAAGUGUGGUGGCGAUGUGGAUGCCAUCAUUUGCAAGCAUGAGGCCAGCCUUUCAGAGUCUCGCCAGAGCCAAGUCAAAUAUGGCUUCAGGAGCGAGAGAUGGCUGAAUGAAAAAUAUGGAGAAGAAAAAGCGAAGCGCAUCAUGGGGCGCAAAGUGAACCUUGGCUUGCUGAUCCCAGACCCCGAGGAGCCAGAGGACAACCUUUACUUCUGCCUGAUCGACAUCGACCUGAAGAACAUCAAUGAGCUCAAAAGGGUGACAAGCUUGGAAGCAAAGGGGCAGGUCUCUGAGGAAAUGAUCAAGGCCUUCACAGAGGCUGGGGGGUGCCUUGACUCCGGGGCUUUGAAAGGAGAGAUGGGCAACAAGGAGGGCAUGACAAAGGCCAUCACCUUCAUGGGUUCGGUUGGCAAAGUCGGUGAUGCAAAGAGCAAAGGCAAAAACAAGCGAGGCAAAGGUGCUUCGAAAGACCCUGACCAACCUGGAGAAGCUAAAGAAGUGAAAGCUGAGACCCCUCAAGCAAAGGCAAGGGCAUUGAUCACAAAGGUGUUGAAAGAUGCCAACACGUGCAGGGAUUUGUCCUUCCGUUUGAAGCCCCUCGAGAUGAGUGACCAACUCAUCAGCCAGUUGAAAGCUCUGCAGAACCAACUGGAGAAGCAAGCACGACGACUUCAGGAGUUGCUCAACGAGGACAAGCAGAAGCUCAAGCACUACACACCGGUGAUGCAGGAGGUUUUCAAUUUCCUGGCCCUGCAGAUUUCAAACCUCAAUGCGCUGGCCAAGAGCAAAGUGGAGCUUGGCAAGGCGCUGAUCCGUGCUGCUGAGAAGGCAAACAAAGGAGAUGAGAGUAAGGCCAAAGAAGCCGAUAGCAAAGGAUUGGAAUUGGUCAAAGGUGCUUCCUAUUCCGCACGUCGCCUAUUGAAGAAGAUUUGCAUAGGGAUUUACAAGAACCAAAAGAUUUGGGUCUACAGCUACUCUUCUAUGGUGCGCAAAAAGGGCGAUUCGUUUGAAAACAAGACUGUGCUGGCAAUUAUUCGGGACGCAGCAUUGGCAAAACCCCAGACACAUGACACUAUGGCAAAAAUCAUUGCAUAUAUCUGCAAAACUUUGCAGACUGGAAAGUAUCCUCUGCUUGACUGGACAGGAAAUGCUUGGGCACCUGACUCUAUGGAGUUCAAGAGGGCUGGACAGUAUUUCACUGCUGAUGGAUGGCGCUGUUGUUUUUCAGCAUUCAAAGGCGAUUUGGAAGCGCGGGUACAGAUACACAAAAUGAUUCGCAACUAUAUGGCCAAUAUGAUUUGUGAGCAUUGCCCUGCAGGAAAGCUUCUGAACUACGCUGAUUUUCGGAAAAAUGCCCCAUGGGCAAGUGUUAGAUUCUCUCACCAAGAGUUCCUGGACUUGAAUCCACCCAACAGACAGUCUGCAUGGGUUGAAGUGCCUGGAUGGCGCAAAGAGCGCAACCUUGAGGACAAAGGGGUGUUUACUUUUUCUUUUCUUGCUUCCUCCAAAGAAAGAAAGUUGAAAAAAGGUUUACUACGAAUAUGUGUUGUACGCAGGGUUGCUUCACGGUGUGCCCCAUGCACAGGAUUUGCUUCACACAUUGCAUCAGGGAGUGAGCCUAUGUGCAAUAGCUGGGUUGCUGACAGAUCAUUUCAACUCCAAACAUCCUGGGCAAACUUUGGCUGA